Molecule: messenger RNA, 702 nt
Organism: Penicillium cinerascens
Lineage: Eukaryota; Fungi; Ascomycota; Eurotiomycetes; Eurotiales; Aspergillaceae
Product: GPI anchored serine-threonine rich family protein
Exons: 2
Coding region: 1-702 (233 amino acids)
Source: RefSeq, a predicted model, not a curated record
AUGCGCGCUUUCAUCUGCCUUGCUGUCUCCGCACUUGCGGCUGUUGUUGCCGCUAAUAGCACUGCCAACCCCUUCCAAAACCCUCCCGGUGGCUACACCUUCACUGUCGGCCAGGCCACCACCCUGGUCUGGCGUCCUACCACUCCCGGCACCGUCUCCCUGCGCUUGCAGCACGGUGAGCUGACCACUUCCACCGACGGCACUGCCAUUGCCUCUGGUAUCCCCAACGAUGGUAGCUACACCUGGACCGUCCCCUCGGACGUGAGCUCGGAGGCGUACACCAUCGAGAUCAUCUCCGAUGAGGACGCGGAUGACUACAACUUCCUGCCCCGCUUCGUCAUCGCCGGAGCUACUGCCGCCGCGACUACAUCCAGCGCCGCCCCUACCACCACCUCGGCCACCCCGACCACUACUUCCGUGUCAACCACUAGCACUCCCAGCACCAGCUCCACCAGCUCCACCAGCUCCAGCGCCUCCAGCACCUCCAGCUCCGCUGCUACCACCAUGACCACCAUGACCACCACUACCAGCAGCUCCUCAGCCGUAUCCACCAGCACCGGCUCAACCUCUACUUCCAAGUCCAGCAGCACUGCUUCUGCCUCGUCCUCGCAGGCCUCAGUGCCCUCUACCAACGCCGGCCUGGUCAACCGCGUAUCCGGCGGCAUGCUGGCCCUCGUCGCUGGCGCCAUCGCCUUCCUGUAA